Mangifera indica (mango) is the source of this 1537-nucleotide messenger RNA. Its product is annotated as protein JINGUBANG-like. The transcript has a single exon. Gene Ontology annotation, molecular function: protein binding. Lineage: Eukaryota; Viridiplantae; Streptophyta; Magnoliopsida; Sapindales; Anacardiaceae. The record is from RefSeq and is a predicted model, not a curated record. Bases 59 to 1354 code for a protein of 431 amino acids.
CUCCGAACUCUUUAAAUUUUUAUCUCUCGGAAGCCUUUGUUCUCUUAGAAAUAUAAACAUGAAGGUCCGAUCAUGGCUAGCCAUAUGUAACACCACCGGGAACGACACAACGGCGACAUUUCCAAAGAGUCAAAAACAUCUGGUCUCAGACAGCAGCAGCAGCAGCAGGUCCUCUGAUAACACCGGCAGUUCCACGUCGAUAGCUGACUCUAGCUACAGUAGCCUACAAAGCAACCUCUCCCUUCAAACACUACCCUCUGUUUCUUCCCUCCAAAAAAUAUCCCCGGAAGAUGCUGCAAACUUCUCAGUUUCUCACGUUUGCAUAACCUCGCUUAAGCCAAGGCCCAGGCUCCCUAUCGGCUGCAUCGCUGUCCAUCAAAACCUUCUCUAUGCCGCCUCCGCUCACGAAAUCAACGUCUACGAUCGUCACACGUGGGCUGUUCUCGAUACAUUCAACAAUGAAGAUUCCUCCUCUGGCUCGGUCAAGUCUAUUACUUUCUGUAAUGGGAAAAUCUUCACUGCUCACCAGGACUGCAAGAUCCGAGUGUGGCAGUUAACGCCGAGCAAACAUCACAAUCUCAAAACCACUCUCCCUACUGUUAACGAUCGUUUGCGCCGUUUUAUGCUUCCGAAGAAUUACGUCAGCGUCCGCCGUCACAGGAAGAAGCUCUGGAUUGAACACGCUGACGCCGUAACCGGUCUCACCGUAAAUAACGGUUUGAUCUUUUCGGUUUCUUGGGAUAAGAGCUUGAAAAUAUGGCAGGCCUCUGAUCUCCGUUGUUCAGAGUCUGCUAAAGCGCACGAGGACGCGGUCAACGCGGUGGCGGUUUCCGCUGACGGAACAGUUUAUACCGGAUCCGCUGACAAGCGGAUUCGAGUUUGGGGCAAACCUUUUAACGAAAAGCGGUUCGGGUUGAUAGCAACGCUAGAGAAGCACAAAUCCGCUGUGAACGCUCUGGCCUUGAGCGAUGACGGAUCAGUAUUGUUUUCCGGAGCUUGUGACCGUUCGAUCUUGGUGUGGGAAAGAGAGGACACUGCAAAUUACAUGGCGGUGACGGGAGCUUUACGAGGUCAUAAUAAAGCCAUUUUGUGUUUGAUCAACGUGUCUGAUUUGCUAAUGAGUGGUUCAGCUGAUCAGACGAUUAGGAUAUGGCAGCGAGGUAACGACGGUAGGUACGGUUGUUUGGCCAUUUUGGAAGGUCACAUGAAGCCAGUGAAGACGUUGGCGGCAGUUAUGGAAGAUGACCAAAACGGCACCGUUUCAGUAUUUAGUGGAAGUCUGGAUGGUGAGACUAAGGUGUGGCAGGUGGCGAUGUCGAAAGCCAGCAGCCCAAAUUGGAAAUUUACAAGAUAAAAAAAAAAGAAGAAGAAGAAAAUCCAGUUAAUAUUUUUUUUUAUUUGAUUGGGAGAUUUUACCGAACAUGUAUUUGUAAUUUUUUAAUUAGUGGUUUGUUCAGUGAAAUUAUUAUUAUUAUUUUACAAUUUGAUAUCUAUCGAAUUAGUACCAAAUUAAAAGGUUUUAAGAUUUAAACCCUAA